Molecule: messenger RNA, 1842 nt
Organism: Lachancea dasiensis
Lineage: Eukaryota; Fungi; Ascomycota; Saccharomycetes; Saccharomycetales; Saccharomycetaceae
Source: the annotation of a GenBank genome assembly
AUGAGCUUCGAUUUCAGAAAAACGAUUUGUGCCAACCCUAUUGGCAUCAUAGAUGAUGCGCCAAAUUUCUCGGUCACUUCCUUAUCCUUAGUGAAAGAUUAUAUGGAUGAUGUUAUUCGUAGUCAAAAGAAUAGCGAAGUAGAGAAAUCCCCAUUAGACGAAAUUUUUAUCGAGGGUCUGGAUGCAAAUCAGGUCUGGCAGCAGGUUAGACUAGUUUUAGAAAGCAGCGGGUCUAAUUUGUUAGCGAAAAUCGGAUCUUUGCAUACAGAAAGUGAAAAUUUGAGCGGCAGUGACAUUGGGGCCGAAGAGAGUGAACAAGACUAUAAUACGUUCUCUAAUGAAAAUGGAGAAGAAGUUCUUGAUGAGUUUGAACAAGAUGUCCGAGAUGAUGAUGAUGAAAUUGAAGACGACGAUGAUGAUGUAGAAGUCGAGGAUGAUGAUGAAGAAGUCGAAUAUGACGAUGAGGUUCGCGUGGAUUAUAAUGGUCAUGAGGGCCAAGAAAAAGUGGAGCCGGAUGGGAGAAGGGAUGACACUACUUUGAGAAAUGCUGACUUAGAUUCAUCCAAGAUAUUUGAAAGAAAUGGUGAUCAGUUUGGGUUGAACGACGAUUUCUUUGACCUUGAUACUUUUAACAAGCAAACUGCCGAAGCCGAAAACGAAGUUGAUGGAGAGGAUUCAAUCAACUUUUUUGAAGAUGUAUCAUCUGAAGAGGACGAGGAAGCAGAAUACUAUGAGGAUUUCUUUGAUCCUCCCACUUUUUCAAAAGAAGGACAUCAUUCAAACGAGAAUUUUAUUGGGAGCAACGACAAAGAACAGUAUUCGGAUGAUGUUAGUGUAAACUCCGAUGCUGAAUACGACCGCGCUAUGGAAUCUGCUAAGAUGGAUCUAUUUGCUGAUGCUGAUGAAGAUGCUACUGAACAAAACGACAACGACAACGAGAAACUGUCUACAUUCCAACGUCAACAGCUCGACAUUCAGAGGCAGAUUGCUCAACUUGAAAAGGAAGCCAUAGCCGAAAAAAAAUGGGCCCUCAAGGGUGAAGUGAAGGCCAACGAUAGACCUGAUGAUGCUUUACUCACGGAGGAAAUUGACUUUGAGAGAACCUCCAAGCCUGUACCCGUCAUAACCGCGGAGAUGACUGAAUCUCUCGAAGACAUGAUACGCAGAAGAGUUCUCCAGAACGAAUUUGACGACCUUGCUAGAAGGGUUAUGACAAAUGCCACCUUUUCGAAAAACAGGCCCCAAUUUGAGCUCAGUGAUGCGAAAUCUACCAAAUCUCUUGCAGAGCUCUAUGAAGCUGACUACGAAGGCGCUCCACAGGUGGCAGAUCUGUCGGAAGAGCUCAAGCACGCUCAUGAUGAGAUUUCAGAGCUCUAUAAAGAUCUUGUUUACAAGUUGGAUGCUCUUUCGUCUGCGCACUUUGUCCCCAAGCCAGCCCAAAAGCAACUUGAGGUGAAAGUCCAAAGUGCGGCCAUCAACAUGGAAGAUUCUCAGCCGCUCACCAUGUCCACAGCUCCUACAUUGGCGCCCCAGGAAGUUUACAACCCAGGCGCCUCCCGAGGGAACAGUGAAAUUUCCUUAAAGAAUGGGGUGGUGAUGUCGAGAGAGGAGCUAUCGAGAGAGGAUAAAAAUAGACUAAGACGUGCUUUGAAGAGAAAGAGAUCCAAACAUCUGGCUUCUAAAAAGAGUGGGCCACAGAAAAAGAGCAAGAAGAGUGACGUUAUAGAUACACUAUCACAAGCGAGAAAUGUGACGAUCAUAGACAAGAAGGGUAAGCAGGUGGAUGUCAAAGGUAAUGUUAAAAAGUUUAGUACGCCAGAAAGUCAAAAUUUCAAACUUUAG